AUGUGCCAAUUGAAUGGCGGGGGAGGGGUGAUGUCCGAAUGCGCUUGCGAUGGGUAUUUAUUGCAAUUGCAAUUGCAGCACGGAAAUCAUCAAGAACCCAGAAGCUUGGACGACAAAAUCGGGCAGUACGCUGUUUUGCAUGCUACCUUACCUCUUGCUGGUACUCGUGCUGGUGCUCGUGCCGUGCCGUAUUGCUUGUUUAUUGCUGGUGCAUUAACUUGUGGAGACUGCGAGAAUAGCAUCGCAUCGCAUCGCACCUUAUCAAUUAUCACAGUGGAACUGUCGAUGAUGAAUAGAGUUGGUCGAUCUUGGGGAUGUGUCAACCACGAAGCCGGGACAUUUGAGAUUGAUACUCAUUCCGCGUGUCUCAUUUCAAACUGCUUUGGCAUGUUGUCCGAUUUAACUUUUCAGUAG
Messenger RNA from Fusarium graminearum PH-1, 414 nucleotides. RefSeq lists its product as uncharacterized. The record is from RefSeq and is a predicted model, not a curated record. Lineage: Eukaryota; Fungi; Ascomycota; Sordariomycetes; Hypocreales; Nectriaceae. The coding region runs from base 1 to 414 and encodes 137 amino acids. The transcript has 3 exons.